ACGUGACUCGCGGUGUGAACAGCGAGAGGAGAAAAAUCGAUGGCUGGGGCGAGGUGUGUCUGCGACGACGGUCUCGAGCGAGUCUAGACGCAUCCAUCUGCCGCAAGAACGAGGACCGCACCUCGGGGUUGCGACGGUCGCGCAAUUUCGCAAAGGGGGCAGGUCGGAUCACGGUUUCGCGGCCGACGCUGACGUGCGUUUGCGAUUGUCGCGCGCGCGAUCCACCGGGGCGGUGUGCACCUCGCGAAGCGCCUCGUCGCGAGCGAUCGGCCGUCUCCCUCGCCACACGAUGCCCGAGAACGCGAGCGUCCAUCGGCGACUCGGCGAUCGCACCGAACGCGUCCGCGAUACGAACGUUCAGCAGCACCCUCGCGCGUCGCAUCGGAUCAGGGUCUGCAAUCCGGACUAGACGCGAUGACGACGUGCUGGAUACACCAGAUUCCCGUAUGCGCUCAUAAUUAUAAAGAGAAAUUUAAUUUAAGGCUGGAAGACACGCGCACGUUUAAAAUACGUCCGCUCGAUAGUAAUUGGGAUGCUCUCUGCUACGCGUUGGAGCACGUAUGUAGGCGCGGUUGUUCUAAUUUUGGAACGCAGACGUCUUUUCCAAUCUCCAAAUUACGUUACAUCAUUUUUCACGAAAUGCAAGUAAAGUAAUCCACGUGCAAGUAUUUCAUCACAUUAUUAUAUGCGCAAGUGACUCUGUUCUCGUGAGUGAAAUAUUUACAUAUUAAAUAAAGAUGCUAAAUUCGUUUAAUUAGCAUUUAAAGCUACGUAUGUUAAUGAUCACAGUAUUUUUGCGUGAAUUAACGCUGCAGAUAAUUUUGUAACUAUUAAAUUGCUGCAAUAAGCGCCGUUAAUUCACAACGUUCCGCGUACAUGGUGUAUUAUUUCCGCUUGAAAACUCUAUUAAUUCCAUUUAAAUUUCCAGUAAUUCAACUAGAUUAGUAAUUCAGCGUUGCAUUCAAGUUGUUCGAGCCCCCCGAUCGACAUUGUUUAAUGACCAAUAACCGACGUUAAUGCCACAGCGUUACGUUUAUCUUUCCGUCCACGAGAAUUAUGUGUUGUAGCUUUACGAUUCGAGUGCCCGAUAAUUGGAGAACGUCAAAUCGUUUGCUCCCCUGCUCCACAUUAAACGGGAUAUUAUUUAUCGCCACUAUAAAGUACAUUUCCAUUUGCGCGACAUUGCGAAAAAAUAUUUACUGUAAUUACGAUGAUAGCAAUCACGUAUUUCCUCUGUCUCUCAUCUCUGUCUUCUAUAAAUUUGAUAACUUACUCGUUAACGCUAGGGUGUACUUAAUUAUCAUACUUGAUGAUCUUACGUUAGAAUAUAUUUGGACGUACGACAUGAUGGAGAGAUUGGUCUGAUUCACACAAAGGGGCGAAGAGUAACUCGUUAAUUUUAAGUAGUUUCUCUGUGAAAUUCAUAUUACGCAUAAAUUUCAUAUUGCUCACGUUACGCAAUAUCGUAUUGCUUUUCCAUUCAGAUAACUCGCUAUCACAGUUUAUUUUAUCACAUAAAAAUGAUAUGAGAAAUUCCAUCAAAUGGAACUUUCUAUCAAAUUAAAAAAAAUUCUGCUCGUAUAUUUUUUAUGUUUCGUCUCUCUUAAUUUGUUACAGAAUGACUUUAGAAUAAUUAUGAAAAAUCGGUUUUCUUUGUAUAUAUGAGAUUAAGUCUCUAUCACAUAAAGGAAUAUCGAACAUGUCGGUGCAAAAACCACGCGUCUCUAUCUCCAGUAAGAUAACGCGUUUGUGCGUUUUAAUGUCAUAGCAUGAUUGUCGAGAAAUCGGUGUACUUUCCUUGAAAGAGCGUUUGAAAAAUUAAUUUUGAAACUUCGAGAACGGAAAUAGAGUUCGCGGAGUCUCGUUCUUAAGUUACCUCCAAUUAGAGUCGCUCUAAGAGUAUUCUAAUUUCAGGCCCUGAUUACCAGGGCAUUCAGCAUCGAAAACUCAAAGAGUUGCAUCGAGCGGACUUCUUUCUAUUUAGACAUUGUGGAAAAAAUGGGGUGUACGAGGGAGAGGCUAUUUAGCUUCGCGCCGUGCCCCGGCUAUCUUUUUAUUGAUGUCAUACAAGUAGCGUGGAUCGAUAAGAACGAGCUGUGCAUGUAAAUGUGAUGUAGAAAAGAUAUUCGCGCGAUGUAACGCUGCAACUUGACUGGAAUGCGACCGGCACAGAGAAGUACGUCGCAAUAAGUUCUUUUCCGGACGAGGAUAACUAAUGUGCCGGUCAGAAUAUGGAACAUAACUCUUCCCACGUCACAUUCUGAAAUCAUAUCUUAAGAAAUGAGAAGGUAUUCCUUUUUCUAUUAUCUACCAUGAGUUGUCCGGUAAUUAUUUUUAAGCGCAAAUAACCAUUAUCUGUUACUGUCCAGCAGAACGUAAGAAGUUACGAAAGCAAAAACGAGUUUGCGCUUAUGCAAUUACGCAUUUGCCAGCGCAUUUGUCUCAGAUUCGCAAAGUGCACGAUUAAUCAUCGGCGAAAAGUGAUCGUCGUCUCUCCAUCCCUGCGUUCCAUCACUUCUAUCGCGCAGAAUGCAGGACAUCGGCUGCGGACGGUUAAUUACCGCCAUCCGCAACUUUGCUGCAUCAUUCGAGCGUAUCCGAGUCAUAUGAGAGGCAUUGAUACAUCUCGCGGUAAGAAAGCCGCUGCUGAAAUUGCCAUUCAUCGCGCGGCCUUCGGAUACGCGUCCACUUCCGCACAAAAUACGACCACGCGCCGCGUGCACGCUUCAGUACGACGCCGACCGUCGCCGAGCGAGGAGCAGUGGUCCGUUUCGCGCGAUCCGGAAACCGGUCGAUCGACGAGGUUCGUGCACUCUGAUAAUUGGCCCUGGCGUUGAUCUUGGUUCGUGUCGGCUUGUGGCGGAAAAUAGAAGUCGGCACACAACAGUUCAGAGGUCCACCACGAGAGAAAGCAGUCGCUUCGCGGAGUUGCAAUUUGCUCGUUCUAUCGAUCCGCAAUUAUGUCCUUCGGAAUAUUGAAGCGGAUACAAAGUGACAGUCCGACUGGCAGUUGAAAUAUAAAAGGGAAAUAGCAGAAGUGCCCUGCGCGCGAAACUUGUGCUCGAGCUCGCGUGAGUUACGAGUGAAUCUGUUCACGCGGACGUCGAACACACGAAAGAAAGAUGCAGAACGGAUUUACGGCUGACGAUGUCAUUUAUAAGGAUGUUGUUAUCAUAGGAAACGGACCCAGUGGAAUAUGUUUAUCGUACAUGCUGGCCGGAAACUGGCCUUACUACACCGGCGAGCCUCAUCCUGUCGACGAUAUGCUGACGGCGCGAUUGCGGUUCAGCACGACGAGGACCUGGAACGAGGACUGCGAUGACGCGACGAAUGACAUGAACACCGACGCGACCACCAACAACCGGCGUAAAUGCUGCAAACCCGGCAGGAUGCAGGGAGAUGGAUUGGCGCGUAGCACGCGCUACAAACUUGAAUCUCUCUCCUCUGGCAUCGAGGGCAGAGGUGGUGGUCGGCCCUUGGCACUCCUGAUGGACCAGCUGCAUCAUCCAUCCGUCGACACCGGUCUGGACGUGACCUCGCUCCUCUACUGGAGGUCCGCUGACGAGCAUCCCGAUCACAAAAUCGUGGACCAUGUCGUUCUCGGCAAAGGUCAACCUGGCGGCGCUUGGCAGUCUAUGGAUCCCAAUGUGCUGACUAUCAGUCUAAGCCGAUGGAUGUCUCUUCCUGACUUCGAUUUGAGACACUGGGAAAAACUCAUCGAGGCCGAGAAACUACAAAAGUCGAUCUUAGCAUCGGAGAAAGAUAUGUAUACGCGGCAGGAAAAGUCGAGCAAGAAGUCCAGUCGGAUCUCCAUGGGCACCGUAGCUGCUUAUUACAAAGACUACGUACGCAGGAAAAAUUUGGAACGAUACUUCCGUUGCGGGACCACAGUUACUUCAGUGAGGUCGGACACGGACUCGCCCGAUAGUAAGGGUGGCUACAACUGGAUCGUGAAUGGAUACGAGAACAAAAGCAAGAAGCGAUUUCGAUAUCGGUGCAAGCGGGUGGUCCUCGCGACCGGCACGACCGAUUUGGUGAAUCAUCUGGGCGUUCCGGGAGAGAAGACGCAUCUCGAUUGGGUGACGCAUGACCUCGUCGACCUCGAGACUCACUUGGAACGUCUGGCCGGCAAACGCAGCAAGGACUCGGUCGACGAACAAAAGCCCGUGUUAAUAGUAGGAGCCGGUCUGAGCGCGGCUGACGCGAUUAUGGCCGCGCGUUUCCGAGGCAUAUCUGUGCUGCACGCGUUCCGCAAUUCGUCGAGCGAAUGGGGCAAGGAAACCGCCGAGAGGAUAAUUACCAGUUACGACCGACUGCAAUGGCUGCCGAAUUCCAUAUACCCGGAAUACCAUAAAGUGUACGAGAUGAUGGCCGACGGAGGUACAAAUUAUUCUUUGUACAAAUCGCUGGCAGGAUAUACGGUUGUCAGUCUGAACGAGGAUCGCAAGAACGAGAACAUGAGCGGAAAGAAGACAGCCACUCUUUCUGCUCCGAAUGGCGAACUCCAUACGUUUGAGGUGUCCGCCGUGGCUAUUCUUAUCGGAUACAAGCCGGAUCUGUCAUAUUUGGAAGGUGGCGGCUUGGGACUGGGUAAAUUCGCGGACAAGUUGAUCGACAGCAAGUCAAAUCCAAUUGAGAUCGACGAUUUCACGUAUGAAGUGAUGAAAUCGCCGACGAAGGGGCUUUACGCGCUCGGGCCUCUAGUAGGUGACAACUUCGUCCGCUUCGUUCUGGGCGGUGCGUUUGGAAUCCUGGCGCACAUCCUGUGUACUAUGAACACCUGAGGUAUCUGACAUUCACUCGCGCGAACCGAUCGUGUCUUAACAAAAUUGUUUUAUACAUAUACAUGUAGACAAUAUAUAUAUCUCGGCAUGUACAUUAGCAAUGAGAUCGUGUGGGUCUUACUGCUCAACUCGUACAAGCACUGAAAGACAACUCUGCUCAGUCUUUCACGCUUUUACGAAGAGAAUCACUAGGCAAAUCAAUUUCUAUACACUGUUAAAAUUAUUUUUAUAUUCUUUUUCACAUUGUCACACUGUGCAAGGAGACGAUCGGCUUUUAUUGUACAUAAUUAAUUAUUUCGCCGAGAUACUGUUCAGUGAAGUAAACCGUGAUAAAGAGAGAAUUUUUGUGCGAUAUAGAAAUAUCAUAAUUCUAGAUCUGUUUGCGUUCGUUAACAUUCCACUUGGCAAAGAAAUUAUUUAUAGGAUUUACAGUAACAAUUUACAUAAUUUAACGUCUGAAAAUGCAUUUGUCAUCGGUUAAAUAUGAAUCCAUCCCUUUGUACAAAUGCCACACCUUUGUAGAAAAUGUACAUAUAAACAAUCAACAAUUUCUAAUAACGAGUUUCGUUACAGUAACAGUAUCUGCAAAAAUAUACAACGAAACUCUUAACAUAAAUUCUGUUACUCAAUUCAAACUUACGUUGCCUUUUUGUGAUUGACUUAAUUGUUCUUUACGCGCGUCUAUUUAUAUACGGAUUACAGCAAUAUUAAUUAUAUUUAUUUUCGUGGGACUUAGGAUCCAUAUUUGUAUAUAUAUUCUAUUACAGAAGCGCCGAACACAGUUAUAAUAAUUUAACAGAGAGCAUUUCUAUAUUUCAUAUUAUUUUCUAACAAUUGCGGAAGAAAAGUAUCACGAGAUGAAUCCAGUGAUUGCAAGGUAUUAAUUUUUAUGUAGUAUUUUUAGUCCGCUGUAUAAUAUACCUCUACAUCUUAAUGAUAAACUGUGAUUACUUAGUAGAAUCUAGUGACGUAAUAGUAAGCUCUACUAUAUUAAUGCAAUUUGCUGUAAAUCAGUGAUAUUGCCUUUUAAGUACAAAAAAUGUUUUCAUAAUACUUGAUUUUUAUUGUUACUUAAUAGCGUUUAUUUUAUACUUCGGUUUUACAAGCUGCACGCCUUAUUGUUUAUGCGAAUUCGUUUAUAAUUUGCAGUAUAUAUAAUCUACAUUAUGCAAGUUCAUUUGAUUUUAACAGUACGUUAGAGGAGGCAAAAUCUUUAUUAUUAAUUUUUGAUGAUUGAUUUUUUUGUCUUUAUUAUAUUUUAAGUAUAAAUCUUCAAUCUUGAUUGAGGUAUCUCAUGCGGGAAAUAUUCUUUUGUCAUAUCAAAUUACAUCAUGUGAACUUGCAUGGCGAGUUAAUACGUACUGUAAUAGUAAGCCUAAUGUAUUUAAUAGAUAAUGUUACAACGCAAGUUUGAUAUUAGCAAGGAAGCGAUAAAUACUGUACAAUGUACAAGAGGACAUUAGAAUUUAUCGAUUUAUAGCAUAACAUAGCAACACGCGUAUGAGAUUUUUAGAAGUUUUAUUGGUACGAAAGUUGAGAGAGAGAUAUAUAUAUAUAUAUAUAUAUAUACACAUAUAUAUUGAUAUUAGUUAGGACAAUGGUGGAAAUGAAGCGUACGUACGAAUAUAACAAAAAUACUUAACAUGCAAUCUGUGAUAAGCGGUGCAAUGUUCAAGAAGUAAUGAGAUAGAAGAGACUUUAAAUAAAAUAAUUCUUGAGCACA
Ooceraea biroi (clonal raider ant) is the source of this 6507-nucleotide messenger RNA. RefSeq names its product oxidative stress-induced growth inhibitor 2. Lineage: Eukaryota; Metazoa; Arthropoda; Insecta; Hymenoptera; Formicidae. The record is from RefSeq and is a predicted model, not a curated record.